AUGCAGCAACCGACUGCGAUACCAGCUCAACCCCAGAGCUUGCCGUAUAUGCCAGUUGUUUCGCAAUAUCCUGGACCUGGACCUCAUUCUGGAUUACAGUAUCCGAUGCACUCGGCUCCUGCGCAGCAGCAGACAGCACCCAUCUCUCAGCGACAUCAGAAUCCUAUGAUCGUCCCACAAGCGACUUCUCAGCGGCCUGCCACACCUACAUUGUCUAGUUUGGGACAAAAUUACACAGGAACGCUUAGUGCUCCUUACUCCGGACCACCGCCGGCUCCACAACCGGCUCCAUAUCCUCCAAUGAGUGUCAAUGCUCCUCCUUCACAGCAGCCCAUGCAAGCACUGAAUGGUCCACAGAUGCCACAAAACCUCGCGCAGCCUGCGCAGCAACAGCAACAACAAUUUAUGACAAUGCCAACAAAUAGCCAAGUUGCUGGAGUUCCACAAACAGCGCAACCGACUCCAUUGGCUUCUCGACCAAGCUCGCAGCCGCAACCAUCUCCUGUGCCACCAAUUCCUCAACAACCAUUGCUGAAUCAAUCCGGGCCACCGUUUGCACCCGUCCAACCCAAUAGAAGUUCGCCAUGGCAUAUUGGAGUUGUACCAAGCCAGUCGCCAUCUCCUUGGCACAUGGGAGUUGGUCCAAGUGGAAUAGUUUCCAAUACAUCGCCUGUUCCUGCUGCUCCCUUGCCCCCACAACAAUACCAACCAGCACCAGUCCAACCGGUGAGUACUUCUCUGUAUUACCGUUAAUA
Messenger RNA from Strongylus vulgaris, 755 nucleotides. Lineage: Eukaryota; Metazoa; Nematoda; Chromadorea; Rhabditida; Strongylidae. The record is from the annotation of a GenBank genome assembly.